UGUGUGAGUGCUGGUCUGAGAGGCUGUUGGGUAGGGACUGUCCAUGAGCUCUGACGAUAUUUUAAAAGGAACUAAAAGUGAUUGCCAGACUCAGAGAGCGCUCAGGAAGUUUCCUCGGACUGUUUUGCAAGCUCACUCUCUGUCUCUGCAAAAGAAGGAAGGACUUCAUUUUAUAAGCUACCCUCUGAAACAGAAAUGCCAAAAGUCGAGGUAGGCACAGAUAAGAUGGGGGGCAAAGAACACGAAGGGAAAGUGCCUGUUGUGGAAGACACAAAGGUGAAAGUGCUUUAUGAAAGUGAAGCAUCAUUUGGGCCUGAUGACAAAACAGAUUACAGUCCCACUGGGACAAACUCAAUCUACUCUGCGAUUUUGAGCAGAAAUGAGGCCGUCAAGGAUGCCAAGCGUCUUAAGACUUUUUUGGAGUUGCGAGACAAAUACGUAAAGAAGAAGGUUUUGUUUGAAGACCCUCUGUUCCCUGCGAAUGACUCCUCACUCUUCUACAGUGUCAAACCUUCAAUGAAGUUUGAGUGGAAACGUCCCUCGGAAAUUUGUGAAAACCCUGAGUUCAUCAUAGACGGAGCCAACAGGACAGAUAUCUGUCAAGGAGAAUUGGGUGACUGCUGGCUGCUCGCUGCCAUCGCCUGCCUGACACUGAAUGAGAAGUUGCUGUAUAGAGUGAUUCCCCCAGAUCAGAGCUUCACAGAGAACUACGCUGGCAUCUUCCAUUUCCAGUUCUGGCGUUAUGGCGAAUGGAUCGAUGUGGUUGUGGACGAUCGCAUUCCCACCUGCAAAAACCAGCUGGUGUUCACCAAGUCUUUCAGAAAGAACGAGUUCUGGAGUGCUCUUUUGGAAAAAGCUUACGCAAAGUUGCACGGAUCAUAUGAGGCGCUGAAGGGGGGGAACACCUUGGAAGCCAUGGAGGAUUUCACAGGUGGAGUUACCGAGUUCUUCGAGCUGUCUGAGGCGCCCAAAGAACUCUACACGAUCAUGAGGAAGGCCCUGGAGAGAGGCUCACUGAUGGGCUGCUCCAUAGAUGUUUCUUCAGCCAGUGAACUGGAGACUCGGACUGAACAGGGGCUGGUCAAAGGCCAUGCCUACUCCAUCAUAGGCCUGGAGGAGUGUGAUGAGGUUGCAAAGGACACCAGAAUUCGCCUGAUUCGCUUACGCAAUCCCUGGGGUUGGGUGCUGUGGAAGGGACCCUGGAGUGCAAAUUCAAAGGAAUGGUCUACCAUCUCCAUCGCCGAAAAGGAGAACCUGAAAAAACAGACUGUCGAGACGAGUGAGUUCUGGAUGUCUUUUGACGAUUUCAAGAAGAACUUUACCAAGCUGGAGAUGUGUAACCUGACCCCUGACACACUGCAGGGUGAUGAAAGACAAAGCUGGACAGUGUCGGUCAACGAGGGUCGCUGGGUGAGAGGCAGCUCUGCUGGCGGCUGCAGGAACUUCCCAGACACAUUUUGGACGAACCCUCAGUAUCGGCUGCAACUUUACGAGGAGGAUGACGACCCAGAUGACGAGCAGGUGGCCUGCACUGUUGUCGUGGCUCUGAUGCAGAAAGGUCGCAGGAUGCAACGCCAUCAAGGAGCCAAAUUCCUCACCAUCGGGUUUUCCAUCUACCAGGUGCCAAACGAGAUGCGUGGACAGAAUCAGCAUCUGCAGAAGGACUUCUUUCUGUACACAGCUUCCAAAGCUAAAUGCAAAACCUACAUUAAUCUGCGAGAGGUAACAGAGCGUUUCCGUUUGCCUCCGGGAGAGUACAUCAUCAUCCCCACAACUUUUGAGCCCCAUCAGGACGGAGAGUUUAUUCUCAGGGUCUUCUCUGAAAAGCACAGCACAUCCGAGGAAGCGGAGAACACAAUCGGCUCUCCCCAAACACAGCAAGACAAGAAAAGGAAAGAAAAGCCUAUUGUAUUUGUGUCAGACAGAGCGCGUGCCAACAAAGAAAUCGAGCAUGACGGCAUUCAGGGGGAAAAGAAGAAGAAACCGAAGCGAAAACUGCUACAACCUGAGGAGGAGACUGAGGAGGAAAAACAGUUCAGGGCCAUUUACCAACAGAUUGCUGGUGAGGACAUGCAGAUCUGUGCCAACGAACUCAAGACCAUCAUGAAGAACGUGCUCGCCAAACAUAGUGAAAUAAAGACGAAAGAAGGUUUCAGCCUUGAGACAUGUCGGAGUAUGAUCGCCUUGAUGGAUACUGACGGGACAGGAAAGCUGAACCUUCAGGAGUUCAAGCACUUGUGGAAAAAGAUCAAGGAGUGGCAGCUGAUCUUCAAACGCUAUGACAAAGAUGGAUCUUCAUCCAUUAGUAGUUUUGAGAUGAGGAACGCAGUAAAUGAUGCAGGGUUUCAGCUCAACAAACAGUUGUAUGACAUCAUAGCGAUGCGCUACGCAGACGAACACCUCAACAUCGACUUUGACAGUUACAUCUGCUGUUUUGUGAGGCUAGAAGGGAUGUUCAGAGCUUUCAAGGCCUUUGACAAAGACGGAGAUGGACUAAUCAAACUCAACGUCCUGGAGUGGCUUCAGCUGACCAUGUACUCUUAGGUCACAUUCUCGACCCCUGGUGUAGCUGCAGACAGUCGGUGCUCAAGUUUAAGACACCAGCUUUGUCAUGACUUAACUCUCCUGGACACUUACUGAAUUUUCUCUUUUCUUUAGCAUUUUUAAACAAAAUGUAGUUUUGCACAGGUUGUGAUUACAGCAAAGUCAGACAGAGAGAGUAGGCCUUUGUUGCCAAAUUUCCCAUUUGUAAAGAACAAUGCUACAACUGUCAGUGCUAAAAGAAAAUGUCUGAAUGUGAGCACUCAGAGAAUGAGCGUUUAGUUUCACAAGUCUACAUAGAAAUAUUUAAUGUAUAUUGUUUUUAAAAUAUACUGGAGAUGAACACA
Messenger RNA from Toxotes jaculatrix (banded archerfish), 2888 nucleotides. It is a transcript of the gene capn3b, whose product is annotated as calpain 3b. Gene Ontology annotation, molecular function: calcium ion binding; calcium-dependent cysteine-type endopeptidase activity. Lineage: Eukaryota; Metazoa; Chordata; Actinopteri; Toxotidae. Gene Ontology annotation, cellular component: cytoplasm. The transcript has 23 exons. The coding region runs from base 196 to 2544 and encodes 782 amino acids. The record is from RefSeq and is a predicted model, not a curated record. Gene Ontology annotation, biological process: negative regulation of apoptotic process; proteolysis.